GUGGUGUAAUAUUUCGAGAUAAAAAAGUGUAAAUGUUAUUCCGCCGAGAAACAUUGUAAAAGCAUAAAUAAUUCGCCAAAGUCACAACGCUUCAAACGAAUGACUUUUGUAGAUAACUUAUGUUGAAAAGAAUACGUAAAAUGCAGGAAUUGUGCACAAUGAACAACAUUAAAGUGAAAUAGUGUAGUGAUGUGAAGUGAACUAAUUUUUGCAAAAAAUAACGACACAAGUGUCAAGACUGACUCAUUUAAUAUAACUCAUUUAAUGUCUGUGACGCGUGUAACUUAGGGCACUAAGUGCAUCAUAACAGGCGAUGGAGGAAAUAAAAAAUAUGUUAGUUAUCAUGCAGCAAGAUAUAAAGCAACAAAAACAAGACAUGCUAGAUAUGAAAGAAGAUAUUAAAUGUACAAUAAUCAACAGCCUCAACGAGAAGUUUAAUCACUUAGAACUAAAAAACGAGCUUUUGGAGAAAAACCUAGAAGAACAAACAAAAAAAAUAAACAACCUAGAAAGACAGUUUAGACGCAAAAAUCUAAUCUUGUUUGGCGUAGAUGAGAGCGAAAAGUCAUACGAUGAACUCGAAGAAAUGGUCAUAAACAUAAUAAAUACAUACAUCAAAAUUUCAUGCGAAACUCACAAUAUAGAAGCUGUUAGAAGACUGGGGAAAAAAGGCGAAAAAGUUAGACCUAUAGUAAUAACAUUCAACACAUUGGGAUUCAAAUUAAAAAUCCAAAAAAAUAAACAUUACCUCCAAAAUACUUCUUAUUACCUAAAAGAAGACUACCCAAUCGAAAUUUUAAAUAAGCGUAGAGAACUUCAAGUCCAAGUUCAAAAAGAAAAAGAUGCAGGCAAUACUGCCUUUAUAAAGUACGACAAAAUUAUUAUAUUGAACAACAAACAACCGUUGUAUAAACAGUCAAACAAAAGAAAUCUCUCUGAAUCCCCGGAGACACUUCACCCCGGCAGCCAAGGUGUUCAACAAGCUAAAAAGCAACCACCUAAGAAAAACAAAGGAAGCAUGAAGAACUAUUUUAUACAAAAGCCCAAACUAAUCCUCACUCAAGCAGAAACAACUCAACGCCAAACGAAUACAUCACAACACAACACUGAAUAGCAAUCAAAAUCGGCCCCUCUCCCAACCUCAAAUCUCCCAAUACGGCCGGUCACCGCGGGAGAGUACGACCAAAACCCUCCAAAAAAAGCCACACAGACGGUGAUGAGACAAUACAAAAACACAACCAAAUUAAAAAUCGCAGCUUACAACGUCAGGACCCUAUCUUCACAUGAACGCUGGUUGGAGUUAAAUGAAGCAACAAAAAAUAUCAAUUAUGACGUAAUCGGUAUCUCAGAGAUCAGACGACUUGGUAAUAAAAUAGAGGAAUAUGACAACUUAAUAUUCUGCUACAUUGGUAGUACACCAGGUAAAUUUGGAGUGGGCUUCAUCAUUAAGAAGUCUCUUAAAAACAACAUCGAAAGCUUCAUCGGCCUAACAGAU
Molecule: messenger RNA, 1495 nt
Organism: Pieris rapae (cabbage white)
Lineage: Eukaryota; Metazoa; Arthropoda; Insecta; Lepidoptera; Pieridae
Exons: 2
Coding region: 314-1114 (266 amino acids)
Source: RefSeq, a predicted model, not a curated record